CUUCUUCCUCCCCUCUGUUCUUCCUCAUGUGCAGCAGAUCUACACUCCCCGGAGCAGCAACUCCUCUCUUCCCUCCCUCUCUUGUUGCUCCUCUCCCUCCCUCUCAUGGCGCCUGUUCCCUCCCCCUGCAAUUGCUGCUUCCAUGUCGUAUCUUCCCUCCCUCCAAUGGCGCCUCUUCCCCUCCCUCACCCCUUGCUUGUUCUCUCCAGAAAACCCUAGAAGUUGAAUUAAAAACCCUAAUCCCUUUCUCAUAUUGCCUCUUUCAGGUUAAAAAACUUGGGGCCGUAGACAAAGAUUUCUCGUUCCUUUCCCAUGCUUUCACUGCAUGUGCUACUGUUUUGCUAAUACUGUUUUUAAACCCCAAUCCCUUUCUUUGCUGCACAAAAUUUGGUCUCAUAUUGCCUCUUUCAGGUCAAUUUGGGGCUGUAGACAAAGAUUUGCUAGGUAACCAGAUCAAGGUCAAGGAGGUAACGGGUCGUUUCUGCAUCAAGAAUUGUGCCAGACGGCCUUCUGCAGGUGCUCUGUUCUUCUGAACCGCAAUUAUGCAGUUCUGAUAUGUGCAAUGACGGGCCGAAGAAUUGGGAAAGGAUCUCCAUGAAACCCCAAUUAUGCAGUUCUGAUCAAGUCUGAAAUUCUCGCCCUCCAGUUUUCUGCCAUUCUGGAUUGGUUUUUUGGUUCAUCUGGUGGAAAAGUUGAAACGCUGAUCAGAGAAUGGAUCUUGACAUGGAUGACUACAUAGAUCCCUAUGAAGAGGCUGAGGCCGAGGCUGCCGCGGAAGCCGCCGGCGUUACCGUCCCAAGUGCCGCAACUGUGGAUGAGGAAUCAUCGGACGGUGAGGACGACUCAGAGGCAGAGAGCGAUUAUGAGGAUAAGUCAUACGGCCUUCUCAAGUCCGGCAACCACCGGGUGCGCAAUCCGGAUGGCACCUUCCGCUGCCCCUUCUGCCCUGGCAAGAAGAAGCAGGACUACAAGCUCAAGGACCUCCUCCAGCACGCCGACGGCAUCGGCAUCUCCAGCAAGCACCGCCGCCACGGCAAGGAGCGUGCCUUCCACCGUGCCUUUGCCCGCUUUGUCCGCACAGAUCCAUCCUUUGCGCAUGAGCUUGCCGGUAUCACUGGUAUUCCAGGUGCCAUUGCAAAUGCUGAUACCAUUGACAAUGGAAAGGCUGAUGCCAAUGGUGAUGCCACUGAACCCAGUAUGGCAGCAGCUGAGAGACCACGACAGGAUGGGGAUGAGAAGUUUGCUUGGCCCUGGUGUGGGAUUCUUGCAGCCGGUGCAGGGUUCAAUUCGGAGAACUUUGCGGAUAAAGUGGCCAUGUUUAGUGUGGAUGAUAUCGUGCCUUUACUUUAUGAUGAGGCGGAAGGCAUGGAAAGCUUUGCAAUUGUGCAGUUUACUAAUGGUUGGGGUGGAUUUGGCGACGCUCUUGCACUUGAGAACCAUUUCAACAAGAAUAAGCUUGGGAAGAUAGAAUGGGAGGCAAGGAGUAGUUGUGAAGGGGCUGUGACGGGAGAUGAGAAUAGGAUUGGUGAGAUUAAGGUUUAUGGCUGGGUUGCCCGAGAGAUGGACUACACUGCUGGGAGUUUGGUGGGAAGAUACUUAAGGAAGCAUACCAAUCUGAUGACCAUAGAUGAGAUUACCAAGAGCCAGAGGGAGCCAAUGGGGAAGAUUGUGGCAACACUGGCAACUCAGCUCGAGGCAAAGAACCAAUAUUUGCAGGAUCUAGAGACAAAGAAGAAUGCAACAGAGCUCUCCAUUGCACGGCUUGAGGAGGACAAUAGGAGGCUGCAUGAGGCAUAUAAUGAAGAAAUGCGUAACCUGCAUCGCAAGGCUCGUGACAAUGCUGUGAGGGUUUUCCAGGAUAAUGAAAACUUGAAGCUUGAAAUAGAAAACAGCAAGAGAAAACUGAGUUCACAUGCUAAGCAGCUGGAAAAGUUGACAGCUGAGAAUACCAACGACAGGAAAAAACUUGCUGAACUUGCUGAUGAGAAGCAAAAGGCAAAAGAUGAUAAGAGUGAACUCGAGCUAGCAAGCAUAGAACAGCAGAGGAACGAUGAAGAUAUUUUGAAGCUAGUAGAGGACCAGAAGAGGGAAAAAGAGGAUGCCCUCGCAAGAAUGCUGGAGCUGGAAAAGGAGCUGCAUGAGAAACGGGAACUUGAGCUCGAAGUAACACGAUUGAAUGGCACGCUCCAAGUGAUGAAACAUUUGGAAGGAGAUGAUGACGGGGAUAUUCAUAACAAGAUGGAGAAGCUUAAUGAAAGGCUAGAGCAAGAAAAGAAACGCCUGGAAGAGCUGAGCGGGGAGCUGGUGAGGAAAGAGCGUGAAAGUAACGAUGAGUUACAGGAGGCUCGGAAAGAACUGAUGGAGGGUUUGGAGGACAUGCUAAGUGGGCAUACAGCUAUCGGGGUCAAACGGAUGGGAGAACUUGAUGAAAGGCCUUUUCAGAAUGCAUGCAGGAAGAAGUUUGGGAAUGACGAUUAUGAGACGAUAGCUGCUCAACUGGUGUCAAGUUGGCAGGAGGAAAUAAAAAAGCCAGCCUGGCACCCUUAUAAGUUUGUUAAGGAUGAGAAUGGAGAGGACAAGGAAGUUGUAAAUGACGAUGACCCAAGACUGCGUGAAUUGUGGAUCGAGUACGGUGAUGACGUGUGCAACGCAGUGAAGACUGCUCUGAGUGAAGUAAACGAAUACAACCCGAGUGGAAGGUAUGCGGUGUUGGAGCUGUGGAACUUCAAGAAAGCGCGGAAGGCUACGAUGAAAGAGGUGCUGAGGUACAUAUUCCUGCAGACGGGGACGAUGAGCAAGCGCAGGAGGGGCUGAGGAGCCCCUGGCUCUUGUGAGCUCUAGAAUGGCGGUGUAUGUCUGUCAUUGGGGCCAUCGCAAUCCUGACAUGGGAGUUGUAUCUGCAUGAUGUUCUCUUCUUCUGCAUGUGAUCUUUUGUUGCUUCAGACUUGCACUGUUCCAUUCCAAAACUGUCAUGCUCAGUGAACUCAAUGAUAAGCCUUUGGGCUUUGGCUGCUAGCUUUUGUGUACAUGAGUUAUAGAUUGUGUGUGCAGGUGAAAUAUACGUAGCCUUCUUUUCUGUUCAACCUUGAGACACUGAUUGUUGAUAUGACCAGGUAGAUGGAGACGCUGUCAGAUUAGCUAAACCAGGAGCUGAGGGAAUACCGUGAAUUUUCAAAAUGCAAAGUUAUUGCCUUGCA
Molecule: messenger RNA, 3197 nt
Organism: Brachypodium distachyon (stiff brome)
Lineage: Eukaryota; Viridiplantae; Streptophyta; Magnoliopsida; Poales; Poaceae
Product: factor of DNA methylation 1
Exons: 8
Coding region: 712-2814 (700 amino acids)
Biological process (GO): gene silencing by siRNA-directed DNA methylation
Source: RefSeq, a predicted model, not a curated record